Molecule: messenger RNA, 3214 nt
Organism: Oncorhynchus keta (chum salmon)
Lineage: Eukaryota; Metazoa; Chordata; Actinopteri; Salmoniformes; Salmonidae
Product: MFS-type transporter SLC18B1-like
Exons: 14
Coding region: 385-1746 (453 amino acids)
Biological process (GO): transmembrane transport
Molecular function (GO): transmembrane transporter activity
Source: RefSeq, a predicted model, not a curated record
UUGUCAGGGGUGUAAGCAUUAGUCCAAACAGUUACAAAACGUUUCGUUUUGCAACUAAAACGACCGUUUCUAUUGGACAAAUUCAGCUAGGUAUCUACACGUUACGUUACUUUUAAGAAACGUUUAUCAACAGAAUAGUUGUAAUAAAUACACACCAGGCCUCCUCCAGACUCGCAUUUUGGCGAAUCCAGUGCUCUUUCUCCAGUCCUUAUUCAAGGGCACGAUAUUUCUGAGUUGUCCGCUGGCGCCGAAGAGUCAUUUAUGAAUUUAACCGGCCAGAUUGUGACACAUUUGGUUUCCCUAACUUUAUGAAGCAGUAUCUAACAUUAUUAAUGUACCAGGCAUUUCAGAUUUGAAUAGCAAUCCGGAUUAGUAGGAUAAUCUAUGAAUGACAAUAUGGAUUCUGAUGAAGUUCAACAAACAGAUGGCAGCACAUUAGAAGAAUCAACAAGUAGUCCUAAUCAAAGGAUGACAAGAUAUCAGAUCCUCACAUUGACGUCAAUCGCAUCUGUCAACUUCAGCUCAAUGAUUUGUUACUCUAUACUGGGACCAUUCUUCCCCAAAGAGGCUGUGAAAAAAGGAGCCAGUCAGACUGUCAUUGGCCUUAUAUUUGGCUGCUAUGCUCUGUGUAAUCUGAUGGGCUCCUUAGUACUGGGUAAAUAUAUUGUUCAGAUCGGGGCAAAGUUCAUGCUAAUUUCAGGCUUAUUUGUGUCAUCAGUGUGCACCAUUCUCUUUGGCUUACUCGACAAAGUUCCUGACGGACCUACUUUUAUUAUCCUGUGCUUUAUCAUAAGGUCUGUUGACGCUGUGGGCUUCAGUGCUGCAAUGACCUCUUCUUUCGCAGUUUCAACAAAAGUUUUCCCAAACAAUAUAGCAACUGUUCUGGGUAGUCUGGAGAUCUUUACAGGGCUGGGUCUUAUACUGGGACCACCAAUAGGUGGAUGGCUCUACCAGUCGUUUGGAUACGAAGUUCCUUUCAUGGCUCUGGGAUGCUUCCUAUUUGUCAUGGUCCCCUUCAACAUGUACAUCUUACCAAGCUUUGAUGCUGAUCCUAGCAAGGACUCCUUCUUCAGGCUGUUCACGCGUCUGAAGAUAGUCCUCAUAUGCUUUGUCAUAUUCACCCUGAGUUCUGGACUCGGCUUUCUAGAUGCGGCCUUGUCCAUAUAUGCCAUUGAUAAGUUUAACCUGUCUCCAGGCUAUGUGGGUCUUCUCUUGCUUGGUCUGUCGUUGCCUUACUGUCUAGCCUCACCUCUGCUUGGUAUCGUCAGUGACAGGUUUCCUUCCACGAGGCCGUGGUUCAUGGUGCUAGGAGGCUUGUUAACAGCAACUGGCUUCUGGUUCUUAGGUCCUGUCCCCAUUCUGCAGAUAAAGAGUCAGCUGUGGCUGGUGGUUUUCAUGCUGGGUAUCAUAGGAUUCUCUCUUAGCAUGACUGCCAUCCCUACCUUCCCUGAAAUACUCGACUGUGCAUAUGAAAAUGGAUUUGAGGAGGGGCUGAGCACUCUGGGACUGGUGUCUGGAUUGUUUGGAGCAGUGUGGUCCUUUGGGAUGUUUUGUGGUCCAACGCUCGGUGGCUUCAUCACACAACAGCUGAGCUUUGAGUGGGCUGCUUCUGUUCAAGGAGGCCUGGCCUUUCUAGCUGCUUUUUUUCUUGGUGUAUAUUUUCUCUGUCAAAGAACACGACAAGAAAGGUCUCCUCAAAUCCAGACGAAAAGACCUUCCGAUGAAGCUACCCAUCUUCUGACCUGAACAACGAUCAUCUACCAGGAACAAUUUCUAUUUUCUGCUAUGAGAAACUGGUCAGAUUAAGAUCCUACACCUGUAUAUGUACAUCGGUGCUAAACGUGGAAUGUAUUAAAAUAUACAACUAAGAGGAUGAUGCCACACAAGUUAUCAUUUGUUGUCAUAGCAUUAGCAAUCAUAACAGAAGCAGUUCAGUUUGCAUUAUGCCAAUACCAUAUAAGACCUGUGUAUAUAAUUACUUGAACUGUCAAGGACCUCAACAAGCCGUGGUAAAGCUUUGGAACUUUUUGAAUUAGUUUGUUAAAAGCAAUUUUAAAACACCAUGUACUUCGGAACAGGAAUGUUUCACAAAAGAAUGUUUACUUGACGAUAAUCAAAUGGCAUUUAUACAUAUCAGUUGGCCAUGUUAAAUAUGCACCGAUUGAAAUCCAGUACUAUGUAAAUACCCCUCAUUCUCCAAUCCUCAUAGCACCUGACAUGGGUUAUUGUCUGAAUAGUUAACCUCCUUUAUGGCUAUGUAGAUUGACCAAUGACCAUAUCAGUGACGGCAAUAAUAUAUAUAUAUAUAUUUUUCAAAUGGACCAAUCAAGCAAGUAUUUUAUGUCCAUUUAUUAAGUGAUAUAAAAUGCAGUUCAUUCAAGGACACUAAUAUUUGAAUAUAUGUAACUAAUGUAAGCCUAGUCCUUUUACAGUCUGAGUUACUUCUCAGUUGUAGUUACAUGCCAACUAUUUCCAAAUACCAUUUCUUUCGGAAGAGAAUGUUUCACAAAAGAAUGUUUACUUGACAACUCAAAGGGUGUAUAUACACACAGUAUCUGUUAUGUAAAUAUGUACCGAUACUGAAAUGCAGUACUAUGUAAAUGCCCCAUUCUCCAAUCUCUACGUCAUGGAUGAUGUCUGAACAGUGGGGUCAGAACUCCAUGUAUGGAGUGAUUUCAGUGCCAACAAAUUGUAUUUAAUAAUUUUGUAUUCUAUAAUUUUGAAUUCAAUAUUUUUUAUUUCUAAUGCACAAAUGUAAUCAUUCAUAAAGGUCCCGAUUUCCGAUAUUAAGCCCUUCAAAUCCACUUCUCAGUAGUUGAUAUUCAGGCUCACUUCAUGAAGAUGGUAAAAGGCUUUGCAGGAGUGGUUCCCUUGAGUGUGCUGAAUAAAUGCAAAUCAACUGCUGAAAAACUUCCCACUUGCUGGCCAACAGAUUUUUGGUGGAAUUUACAUUCAAAAGGGUUUUCAGUACAUUUAUCUUAAGCCUUCUAUUUAAAUAUGGUGUACCUUUUGAAUUAGUAUUGUGGACAGACUAUAGAGUACAUGGAUCAAUGAAAUUAUGCCAUCUACAGUGCAUUCAGACCCCUUCCACAUUUUAUGUUACAGCUUUACUCUAAAAUUAAUUCAAUUGUUUUUCCCCUCAUCAAUACCCCAUAAUGAAACAGAAUUUUCUACAUUUUUGCAAAUAUAUUAAAAAUACAAAACUGAAAUAACA